This is a messenger RNA of Chlorocebus sabaeus (green monkey), 950 nucleotides long. RefSeq names its product ribonuclease H2 subunit C (gene RNASEH2C). Lineage: Eukaryota; Metazoa; Chordata; Mammalia; Primates; Cercopithecidae. Gene Ontology annotation, cellular component: ribonuclease H2 complex. The record is from RefSeq and is a predicted model, not a curated record. Gene Ontology annotation, biological process: RNA catabolic process.
GACUUGGACCCAGGGAAAGCGUUAGGGGUAAGGGGACUACACUUCCCGUGCAGCUCCGCGGCGGCUUCCCGUGAGGCUCUGCGGGGGCUUCCUGAGAGGCCCUGCGCGCUUUCCGCACCAGCUUCAGCGCCAACCCGCGAGCCCUUGCGUUGCGUAGAAGCGAUGAUGGAGAGCGGCGACGAGGCGGCCAUCGAGAGGCACCGCGUCCACUUGCGCUCCGCCACGCUGCGCGACGCCGCCCCCAUCACACUGCACCUGCUGCCCUGCGAGGUCGCGGUGGACGGGCCCGCCCCGGUGGGGCGCUUUUUCACGCCCGCCAUCCGCCAGGGCCCCGAGGGACUCGAAGUGUCAUUUCGGGGCCGCUGUCUACGGGGCGAGGAGGUGGCGGUGCCGCCUGGCCUCGUGGGAUACGUGAUGGUGACGGAAGAGAAGGAAGUGUCCAUGGGGAAGCCAGACCCCUUGCGGGAUUCCGGGACUGACGACCAAGAAGAGUCGCCGCUGGAACGGGACUUUGACCGCUUCAUUGGAGCCACUGCCAGCUUCAGCCACUUCACCCUGUGGGGUCUGGAGACCAUCCCUGGCCCGGAUGCCAAAGUGCGUGGGGCCCUAACUUGGCCCAGUCUUGCGGCAGCGCCAGAAUGAUCUGUGCCUUUCACAAAGACCAUCUCUGUGCAUCCAUGCCUCCUCCUCAGCACCACUGCGAGAAACUGCCUCAGCCACUGUCAUCCACCAAGGCUCCAAAGUAACCCUCUGUGAAGCUUUGCCAACCACCUCCUUUGGGUCCUGCUAACCUGCCCUCUGUUUCAUGACACUUAAGACACUGGGAGCUAAGAGGUCAUUGGUAUGUCUGUCUCUCCCAUGGACUAAGCUGUCAGAGAACAGACUGUCUCAUUCCUGGCUACCAACACCUGCCAGACAGCAGGAACUCAAUAAAAAUGGGGUGAACUGAU